GCGCUAGAGCAGAAGUGAGCACGCGAGCACUGCGGAGCGACGCGCGCAACGCUACAUUCCUCGUCGGACAGCGGGCAUCAUUUAUUGAUUAAGACAACAGUGAGCGGAUGUUUGAAGCCGUUAGGAGGCGAUUUUUUUGUGUAGCCUUCAGAAAAAUACUCGAGGGAAGCUGAGAAUAUUUCCAACGGAUGCUCGUUUACAUAUAGACACCUGAAACGCUGCGUACCACUUUAUAUGCCUUGGAGACAUCCAGGGGCAUCUGACAGCAUGGCACACAGCAAGUAAGAGAAAGAAAACAAGACAAAGAGAGAGACAAGGAUAGAGAAUGAGAAGGGAUGAUGUCUCAGUAGAGCUCCAGUUUCCUUCAGCUCCCCCUGGUAAGAGAGCCCAGUCCUUCAACUGUACCUCCACUGCUUGAUCCAAAAUGGCUGCCACCAAAAGCGGUUACGAGGGCAAGAUAGCCGGCCUAUAUGACCUAGACCGCACACUGGGCAAAGGCCAUUUCGCCGUGGUCAAACUAGCCCGUCAUGUAUUCACAGGCCAAUUAGUAGCAGUCAAAGUGAUCGACAAGACAAAGCUUGAUGACUUAGCGACUGGCCACUUGCUUCAAGAAGUCCGCUGCAUGAAACUCGUCCAGCACCCCAAUGUAGUGCGACUCUAUGAGGUCAUCGAUACGCAGACCAAGCUGUACCUCAUCCUAGAGCUGGGCGACGGAGGUGACAUGUACGAUUACAUCUUGCGUCAUGAAGGAGGGGUGGCUGAAGACAUGGCGAAAGUGCACUUUGCGCAGAUCGUACGAGCAAUAGCCUACUGCCAUCGUCUGCACGUUGUCCACAGAGAUUUGAAGCCGGAGAAUGUGGUGUUCUUCAGGCAGCAGGGGACGGUGAAGCUGACAGAUUUCGGCUUCAGUAACCACUUUCAGCCUGGGACAAUGUUGAUGACCAGCUGUGGUUCACUGGCAUACUCUGCCCCAGAAAUACUGUUAGGUGAAGAGUAUGAUGCUCCAGCAGUGGAUAUCUGGUCACUGGGUGUGAUCCUCUAUAUGCUAGUGUGUGGACACCCACCCUUUCAAGAGGCCAAUGACAGUGAGACCCUCAUCAUGAUCAUGGACUGUCGCUACACUGUGCCAAACCACGUCUCUCCAGAAUGCAAAGAUUUGAUUUCACAUAUGCUGCAGAGGGAUCCUGUUAAACGGGCAUCUCUCACAGAGAUAGAGAGUCACCCUUGGUUGCAGGGUGUUGACCCUUCGCCUUCCGGGUACACAGCCGCCCCGCUUACCUCCCACCACAGCUUGUUACCUGAGGAGCACGAGUUCAUAUUGCAAGCCAUGACCAGUGGCAGCAUUGCUGACCGAGAUGCCAUCCAGGAAGCACUGGAGGCUGACAGAUAUAACCACAUCACAGCUACGUACUACUUGCUGGGAGAACGACUCCUUCGAGAAAAGCAAGAGCAGCCAAGUCCCUCUCCUGAACAAAGACAUACACAGAGACCCAUGUCAGAACCCCUGGACUUGGUGAGCCAAGUGCCCCGGACUGAUACACUAAGAGGAACACCUCUAGGUCCCUUAGCGCCUCUCGGUUCCUUGUCUUCCGGCUUUGUCCGACGUGGUGUGAGUGAGUCUGGGGACUUGCUUGCUCCCAAACCCAACCAUCAUGACAACUCCUUCAGUGACUUUUGCAGCACGGCUCCAUGCUUGAGCCUCAGUCUGCACCCUCUACCUCCGGACCAACCUACUGUCAAGAGCCUUGGAGCCUUACAGCAGAUCUGCGAGGAAGAAGAGGAUGAGGAUGAUGAAAAUGAGCAGAACAGGGAUGAGGCGAAGCUUGAGGUGGCACCAGGUAAAUUGGAUCCUCUUCCUUCAACAGAUCUCCUGUUAAAACCUUCUAGAACUUCUUUGCAAUCAGAGACUCAGAAGAGAACAGGGAGGCCGUCUUGUAAAGUGAUGAGAAACUGUGAAACUGUGGCUGAGGAGGAGGAACUUGAGGAAGGGUCGGAAAUCAUAGAAGAGCAGAAGCCUUUGGAUUCAGUGUCUAACAUCACUUCUGGCACCAUGGAACAUCAAGUACAGAUGUCCCCAAACACUGAAGCCCAUGUGGAAGAGUUAAACCACACAGAGCAACCAAGUAGAGGAAAGGACAAGGGUGUUUUCACCCACCCUAGCUUGUCUUUAGUUGAGCAAGAAGAAGAACAAAUUCAAGGUCCAAAUAUAAAUGGACCUCCACCACCUCCCAGACUGGAUGUUGUACAGUGCUGCUGGGGACAGCGUGAACCUUCAAAGGACACUCUAGAAAACAACAAUAACACCCUAGCCAAAUCUCGACUGCUUGAAGUUGGGGUAGUGUCAACCGCUUGUGAUUCCCCAAGGUCCCUGCCAAGGAACCACUGUGUGGACCUGGGUCCUGAUGGGGUGGAGAUGCGUAAGACUGCAGGUGAAGUUGAAAAACCUGAGGAGGUACAACCUAAACCUCAGAAAGGCCUCCAGGAAACCAGGGACACAAAUAUUGACCCUGCUAUCCGGGCUGAUCCCAGCAAGGUUAAGAACGUAAACUUGCGAGAAUGUCUGCUGCAGUUCCCGCUCUGUGAGAAAGCCUUGUCCUUCAACAUUCAGCCCACCUCUAAAGAGAAGCUUCUCCCAUUUGCACAGUACAACUGCUGCCAUGUGUUGUAGAGAUUGUAAUCCGAGAUCAAGGAACAAACUGAUAUCAACAGAAACCCUCCAACCUCUACAACCCUGCAACUCUCUGGAGUUGUUCAGACAAUAAAAGAAAAAGUGUGUUCUCACCUCAUACUGUAACCUCAGAGGUGCUUUUCCACACAAUCUACUUAUUGUAUAUCUUUAUUUUCUUUCCCUACCCAGCAUUCCUUGCUACUUUCCUGUAUAACAGUUAACCUCUUGGCAAUGCUGUGUAUAUGAACACCUGUAUCUACUGACACUGCUCACUAUAUUCUGUGCUAUCUUGCUAGCGUAGAAGCUUUAAUUCAAUAACUUGUCAUUUUGCACUGUAAUAUCAAUAAGAGUUCCACCGAGUUUAGUCAUAUCACUAAGCGAGUGAGUGAAGACCAUGCUUCAGAACAACACAUAAGAAGCCAACACAAAAACAGAUGAUAAACAAUCACAGCAGUGGAUGUUUAGACUCAAGAACUAGCCGUUCAGUCUGUGUAGUAGUCCUGACAAGUUUUUUGUUUUCAUUUGGUUUGUUUUUGCAGGCAACUGUGAGGCAACGGUCUUUACUCUGAACUUUUAAGAAGCUGCAUGCUGUGGCAUUGUUGAAGUUGUUCCCACACCACUGUCUCAUGCUAGCAUGUUUGCUAGCAUCUUUACCCUCAGGCAGUGGGGCAGGAAGCAGAAGACGUCGCCACAUUGAUACAUUGAUACAGUUUGGGAGCAUGGUUAUGAGAGCAUGCUAAAUCAGAACAGCUUAGCGUAGCAUUAGCAUUUUGUGAGCGGGGGACUGAUCAGGGAAAGAUGCUAAGUAUAUCUGUGAUAUAUUUUCAAAAAAACAAGAAGAGGGAUCGAACAGAGAUUAUUCUGAGGUUAUGACGAGAGACUUUUUGUGAAAUGGACAUAAUAUUACACAAAACAGAAGACUGGUCUUCCUGGAGCUAUAUUUUGGAGUUUGUUUUAAAACUGCUAAUUCUUUUAAUAUGAAUUAAUAUUUUGAAGCUGUUAUCAAGUAUUAGAGAGUUAUCAAGGGUUUUUUUGGAAAGAUGUUGACAAAGACAUUUUUUCUUUUCUUUUCUUUCUUUUUUUACAUGAGAUAUGAGAGGGAGAUUUAUAACAUAACAUUCUGUUUUUUUUAAUCAUCUGCCUCUGGGUGCACCUUUAACAUGCAUUGUAAGGGGAUUUGAAGCUGUUUGAAAUAUCCAGUCAUGUACAAUGUGUACAUAUUUUGACCCUUGCACCGUAUACAUACCAAGCAUAUCAACCCACCAUUUUAGAUCUUAUUCAGUGAACGUAGCAGUUUGAAAACACUAGUUGACUGACAAAAAGGUCAUAUAGUUUCUUGUGUCAUAUUUGUAAAUACAUUUGAAGAGCUGUAUGCUAACGUAACGCUAAAUAGCGUAGCUGAGUCUAGCUUAAAAUGUACUGUACAUUGACAAAAUCCAGUCUUCGUAUGUUGCAAUGGCAUGAGUGAAGCUAGCGGUUACUGUUGUUUUUACCUCCUAAACAGC
Molecule: messenger RNA, 4173 nt
Organism: Sinocyclocheilus rhinocerous
Lineage: Eukaryota; Metazoa; Chordata; Actinopteri; Cypriniformes; Cyprinidae
Product: SNF-related serine/threonine-protein kinase-like
Exons: 7
Coding region: 425-2668 (747 amino acids)
Biological process (GO): intracellular signal transduction; protein phosphorylation
Cellular component (GO): cytoplasm
Molecular function (GO): protein serine/threonine kinase activity; ATP binding
Source: RefSeq, a predicted model, not a curated record